Messenger RNA from Marmota monax (woodchuck), 1962 nucleotides. RefSeq names its product acyl-CoA dehydrogenase short chain (gene Acads). NCBI's taxonomy places the organism in Eukaryota, Metazoa, Chordata, Mammalia, Rodentia, Sciuridae. Gene Ontology annotation, cellular component: mitochondrion. Gene Ontology annotation, molecular function: flavin adenine dinucleotide binding. The coding region runs from base 100 to 1422 and encodes 440 amino acids. Gene Ontology annotation, biological process: butyrate catabolic process; fatty acid beta-oxidation using acyl-CoA dehydrogenase. The transcript is spliced from 10 exons. The record is from RefSeq and is a predicted model, not a curated record.
GGGCGUGGCCUCGGCGGUGGCGGCCCCGCCCCCCGCAGUCCGGAACCCGCGCGCUCACUGCCGGAGGUGGCGGAGAUUCGCCCGCUUCUGUGCGCGUCCAUGGCCGCCGCGCUGCUCGCCCGGGCCUGCGGCCCCGUCCGCGGAGCUCUCCAUACUCGGGUCUGGCGGAGGUUGCACACUAUCUACCAGUCUGUGGAACUGCCUGAGACACACCAGAUGUUGCGGCAGACGUGCCGGGACUUUGCUGAGAAGGAGCUGUUUCCCAUUGCAGCCCAGGUGGACAAGGAACACCUUUUUCCGGCUGCUCAGGUGAAGAAGAUGGGUGAGCUGGGACUUCUGGCCAUGGACGUGCCCGAGGAGCUGGGUGGUGCCGGCCUCGACUACCUGGCCUAUUCCAUCGCCAUGGAGGAGAUCAGCCGCGGCUGUGCCUCCACCGGAGUCAUCAUGAGCGUCAACAAUCCUCUGGACUUUGUCCUGUGGAGUGGACCUCUGGAGACCGCAGGCCACUGGGAGGCCUCUGACCGCUGCCUGCUGUCCUCCCAGUCUCUCUACUUGGGGCCCAUCAUGAAGUUUGGCUCUGCGGAGCAGAAGUGGCAGUGGGUCACACCUUUCACCAGUGGUGACAAAGUUGGCUGCUUUGCCCUCAGCGAACCAGGGAACGGCAGCGAUGCCGGAGCCGCCUCCACCACAGCCCGGGCCGAGGGCGACUCGUGGGUCCUGAAUGGCACCAAAGCCUGGAUCACCAAUUCCUGGGAGGCCGCAGCCACCGUGGUCUUUGCCAGCACAGACAGAUCACUGAAGAACAAGGGCAUCAGUGCCUUCCUGGUUCCCAUGCCAACUCCUGGACUCACGUUGGGGAAGAAGGAGGACAAGCUGGGCAUCCGGGCCUCAUCCACGGCCAACCUCAUCUUUGAGGACUGUCGCAUCCCCAAAGAGAAUCUAUUGGGGGAGCCAGGGAUGGGCUUCAAGAUAGCCAUGCAAACCCUGGACAUGGGCCGCAUCGGAAUUGCCUCCCAGGCCCUGGGCAUUGCCCAGGCCGCCCUCGACUGUGCUGUGAACUAUGCUGAGAACCGCCAGGCCUUCGGGGCGCCCCUCACCAAGCUCCAGGGCAUCCAGUUCAAGCUGGCAGACAUGGCCAUGGCCCUGGAGAGUGCCCGGCUGCUGACCUGGCGCGCUGCCAUGUUGAAAGAUAAUAAGAAGCCCUUCACCAAGGAGGCGGCCAUGGCCAAGCUGGCUGCAUCGGAGGCCGCUACAGCCAUCAGCCACCAGGCCAUCCAGAUCUUGGGCGGCAUGGGGUACGUGACAGAGAUGCCCGCUGAGCGCCACUACCGUGACGCCCGCAUCACUGAGAUCUAUGAAGGCACCAGUGAGAUCCAGAGGCUGGUGAUUGCUGGGCACCUGCUCCGCAGCUACCGGAGUUGAGCCUCUGAGGGACCAGUGCCCAGCUGGCAGCGCCACGUGCCUCACCUUGACUCCAGGCAGACCGUGGGCGGGCACCUGCCUCUGCAGGCUCCCCGGCUCCCUGCUCCACAGAUCAAAGUAAAUCUCAGGGAGAGGACAGGCCAGCUGCCGUGGCCUGUGUCUGAGGACACGUCCAUCAUCAGCAUGGAUCCUGGGUCCUGAUGCCCCUUCUGACCGACUGUGCCUCAUUUUAUAACCCUGAGUGGCCAUGGCCUCCUGCAGGCAGGACCUUGGGGAGGGCUAAAUGACACAGUGGCACCCCAGUGCCGUCCUGUGGACCCUGUACCUGGGCAUGGAGACUCAGGAGGGACAGGCUCUCCCCAGGGUCAGGGCCCAGGAGGAGCAGGUGGGUGCCUUAGCAGCUGUGGUCAGGCCCUGGGGUCCCUGGCUGGGAAGGACUGCAGGGCUGGGUUAUGGAGCCGCCUCAGGUCCGGGUGGGUACAGUGUGUAGCCUUCUGGUCGUGUGGGGACUGACUGCUAAUAAAGCCUACCUGUGCCUUC